Molecule: messenger RNA, 1545 nt
Organism: Diuraphis noxia (Russian wheat aphid)
Lineage: Eukaryota; Metazoa; Arthropoda; Insecta; Hemiptera; Aphididae
Biological process (GO): DNA integration
Molecular function (GO): zinc ion binding; nucleic acid binding
Source: RefSeq, a predicted model, not a curated record
AUGGACGAUCAGGAAGCCGGUCGCGUUAACCGCGCACUUAAAAAGGCCAUCUUGCGUCGUAAUGAAUGUAUCCGAAAUAUACGCGCAAUACACGAGCUCGCGUGGCGUUGUAUUGAGGACGAGGAUUUAGUUCCACAAUUGGUGGUUCUUUUGAGUGAAGUAAAAGAAUUAUGGACAGCGUUCACAACUGAGAGCAACACAGUUAUUGAUUGUUUGGUUGAUUUAAGUCGAGAUUCCGAGUAUCCCAUGGAUCAGGUUGCAGAGCUACGUGAACUAACGUAUUCUCGUGCCACAGCCCACCGUUACGGAGAAGGCGUUUCGGUAGACAACGAAAAUUUAAGUGUGCGUAACAUGUCCAAUUUCAAACCGGCACGGUUGCCAGAAAUUCCAUUACCCAUAUUUCACGGUUGUUUGCGAGACAAAGCACUAGAAGCGAUAGCCGGCGUACCGGUGUGCGGUGAUAAUUAUCAACUGGCGUGGGCCAAAUUGACCGCGCGUUUCGAUAAACCGCGACUAGUAGCAUCCUCACUUAUCGAACAAUUAUUAAACGCGCCUAAGUCCGUAAACGAAACAUUAAUUGAUUUAAACAAAUUUUUAUUGACCUUUGAGGAAGGGGUUUCGGUACUUGAGUCAAUGAAAAUUCCGGAUCUGGGCGACUUCAUUUUAUUUUCUUUGGCAUCGCGAUGCUUGCCGUCAUAUUCAAUCAAACUUUUUGAAGCUCAACUUGCGAAUGGGUUCCCAACCGAUGAAGAUUUAUUGUCCUUCGUAAAAUCUCGUAUAAGGUAUUGGAGUGUGUACCCAGUGUAUCGCAGGCCACAGUCCUCAUCGUUGAUGACCAGUACGGGAACAUCGAAGUCGAACGUGUCGUGUCCCAUUUGCAAGGGGUCGAAUGCAGUGUCGACAUGCAACAAAUUUACCGGAUGGACCGUAGACGUUCGGGAAAAUUGGGCUCGUGAAAAUAGGUGUUGUUUCCGUUGCCUGCGCAUUGGCCAUUGGGCCCCGGAGUGUAAGUCAUCUGUGCAAUGUACUAAAUGCCCCCGUAGACAUCAUCCACUGCUACAUAGUACGCUGACUACGGUCAUCAGUGAUAGGGACAGUAACCCAACAUGUAAUAGUCAGUUGAUCCGUGAAGAAACCACAGCACAGUCGUCUAUUUUCGGUAGUAAUGCGCAAAAUUCAUCGUCUGUCGUUCUCGGAACCGCGCUAAUUCACAUCCGUGACUGGGGUGGUAUGUUGCACACCAAGCGCGCUUUGAUUGAUUCUGCGUCUCAGAUAAGCGCGAUCACCGUAGACUGCGCUGCCCAAUUGGGCUUAAGGGUGUCUCGUUGGACAGCCCCUAUUUCGGGUCUGUCCGGUACCUCAGUACAGAACGUCAAGGGGCAGGUAAACUGUAACAUACAGCCCAGAUUUGCGACCGACCAGAUUUUAAAAUUCACAGCGUGGGUAUUCCCUACUAUUACAGCUCAAAUGCCCAGCCUGCCGAUAUCCGAUCAAGUAGCCAAUAAGUACAAAAAUCUCGCGCUCGCUGAUCCUUCUUUGGUUUAG